Molecule: messenger RNA, 1228 nt
Organism: Colias croceus (clouded yellow)
Lineage: Eukaryota; Metazoa; Arthropoda; Insecta; Lepidoptera; Pieridae
Product: zinc finger protein 567-like
Exons: 1
Coding region: 144-1166 (340 amino acids)
Biological process (GO): regulation of transcription by RNA polymerase II
Cellular component (GO): nucleus; chromosome
Molecular function (GO): zinc ion binding; chromatin insulator sequence binding
Source: RefSeq, a predicted model, not a curated record
ACAAAUAAACAAAAUAUUAUUGUUUAAAAUUUAUCUUUGAACGUUAAUAUUUGAUUGGCAUGUCUUGAAUUGGUGUUAUUAAAAUAUUUUGGAGUUAACGGCAAACUGUAGGACUAAUUCUGUAUUCAAUAGUUCUAAAAAAAAUGGUUACCUCAUACUACAUUAUGAAAAUGUGUAAAGCACGAAAUAAUACAGAAUUAUCUGACCAUUUUGCAAACUUACAUAAAACUAGACCUAACGUGAAAACAUUAUCCUGUCGAAUAUGUCUUCAAGAUGGCUGUAUUUCGCUUUACGGUAAAGACAAUAGCUCGGUAAUAAGAGAGAGACUGCAACAGCUCUGUGAUAUUGAAAUUGAUGAAAACGACAAUAAUCCCAAAUAUCUCUGCUCUAAUUGUUACAAAUUUAUUAAAGAUAGUAUAUCAUUUAAACAACUAGCUAAGCAGACAGAGAGUGUUUUAAAACAGUCCGUCAAACAAGAAUUGAAAUUAGAUGAUUCCCAGGACAUACACGAUUUUACUGACUACGAAGAAAAGGAACACAAUUAUAUUAUCCCACCAGACAACAUACCUGAUACCAAGCCAGUUAGAAGUAAAAAUAAUGUUGGCCUUAAAGUACAAUGUAAUAUUUGCAAUAAAAUUGUUAACAAGUCAUAUUAUAAAGAGCACAUGACAAUGCACGAUCCAAAUCAUUUUAAAUAUGUUUGUGAUGUCUGUGGGAAGUCAUUUAGACUCCGCUGUGCAUAUCAUAACCACAGUUUACGUCACAGAACAGAUUUCCCAUACAAAUGUCAAUUCUGCCCAUACAAGGGACGAUAUGCAGAGCUUUUGAAGAAUCAUAUGAAAGUUCAUAUUGGGGACUAUCGAUACAUGUGUACAGAGUGUCCUGCACGAUUUUUAUUCAAGAGCAAUCUUAAUCGACAUAUGUUAAGGCACAAGGAACCGCAGCAUAGUUGUGAAACUUGUAAAAGGUCAUUUCACACAAAACUAUAUCUGCAAAGGCAUUAUGAAGCUGACCAUUUGGGCAUCAGGAAUCAUGUGUGUGGUUUGUGUGGCAAGGCCUUUGGCUACAGAAAUGCUAUGAUGAAACAUCAAAGAAAUGUCCAUAAGAGAGAAAAAUUGAUGUUUUCAAGAAUGCCUUCAUAUUUGUUGGGAGAAAGUCAUGGAUAAGAUUAUACAAUUUCGUGUAGUUGUGUACACUAUUUAAUUAAUUGUUUUAUUUAUUUAUGUAU